Messenger RNA from Cuscuta campestris, 2976 nucleotides. The record is from the annotation of a GenBank genome assembly. NCBI's taxonomy places the organism in Eukaryota, Viridiplantae, Streptophyta, Magnoliopsida, Solanales, Convolvulaceae.
CAUCGACUGAUCCAGUCCGGUCCUCCACCCUCCGCCGUUUCCCCGCAAACGCCUCUCGCAGAUGAACACAAAUAAACUGCGAACAAAAUACUAAAAAAGAACCAUAAUUUCUGUUUCUCUCUCGCCAUGCCGUGGUUUAGGAAUCUGAUCCAUCUCUCGAUCGCCACCGCCUGCAAAAGAUCACCAUCGCGCAAGGCGGUGUUCCCAGCGGCGUCGCCGCCUCCGUCUCUGACCCAGAUUUUUCUGUUCAGCACACAAGCUGCCUCGCCCACGGCGGCGGUGUCUGGGGCAAGGCGGCGUACUGGUGGUGGGGUAGGGCAAGCGGGACUGGGGCCGACGAAGGGGGAUGAGAAACCCAGAGUGGUGGUGCUGGGGACCGGGUGGGCUGGGUGUCGGCUGAUGAAGGGUAUCGACGCCAGCAUGUACGACAUCGUUUGCGUGUCGCCGAGGAACCACAUGGUAUUCACUCCUCUUCUAGCCUCCACCUGCGUCGGCACCCUGGAGUUCCGGUCGGUUGCUGAGCCUAUUGGGCGGAUCCAAUCCGCCAUUUCCCGGGAACCCAAUUCUUAUUUCUUCCUGGCUAACUGUUCUGGAAUUGAUUUCAACAACCACGUGAUAAACUGCCAAACGGUUACGGAUGGAGUGGAGACGUUAGAUCCAUGGAAGUUCAGUAUCACGUAUGACAAGUUGGUUGUGGCUGCCGGAGCCAGAGCCUUAACAUUUGGGAUAAAGGGUGUGGAGGAGCACGCUAUCUUUCUUCGGGAAGUUCACCAUGCCCAAGAAAUAAGGAGAAAACUCCUGCUUAACCUCAUGCUUUCUGAUGUGCCUGGAGUUAGUGAAGAAGAAAAGCGCAGACUCCUACACUGUGUUGUGGUGGGAGGUGGCCCCACUGGAGUUGAGUUCAGCGGGGAACUCAGCGACUUCAUCAAGAGGGAUGUUCAUCAAAGAUAUGCUCAUGUCAAAGAUUAUAUUCACGUCACAUUAAUCGAGGCAAAUGAGAUAUUGUCUUCCUUUGAUGACCGUCUUCGUACUUAUGCCACCAAACAAUUGACCAAGUCAGGAGUUCGUCUAGUACGUGGUGUGGUAAAAGAUGUGCUGGCUGAGAAGAUAAUUCUGAGUGAUGGCACGGAGGUACCUUAUGGCUUGUUAGUGUGGUCGACUGGAGUUGGACCCUCUUCAUUUGUCGAAUCUCUCGAUAUUCCCAAAGUCCGUGGAAGGAUAGGGAUUGAUGAAUGGCUACGUGCCCCUAGUGUGGAGGAUGUAUUUGCAAUUGGGGACUGCUCGGGCUUCCUUGAAAGUACAGGCAAGCCUGUGCUUCCAGCUUUGGCUCAGGUUGCAGAGCGACAAGGGAAAUACCUUGCGACACUAUUGAACAGAGUUGGGAAAGCUGGUGGUGGGAAAGCGAGCGCGGCGAAGGACAUCAACCUUGGGGAUCAGUUUGUUUACAGACACUUGGGCAGCAUGGCUACGAUUGGUCGCUGUAAGGCUCUAGUUGACCUCAGGCAGAGCAAGGAGGGGAAAGGGGUGUCCCUUGCAGGAUUCACUAGUUGGUUCAUUUGGAGAUCGGCUUAUCUGACUCGAGUCAUCAGCUGGAGGAACAGAUUCUAUGGGGACGAAGCUCUUCGUGACUGUGGGCAAAGGAACAGAACACUCUCCCGCAGUCCGACCCGUACGUGCAGAGUCUGGUUUGGAAUCGGUCUGGGUGAUACCAGGUCUCCAAAACCCCAUGGGAGUAGUGACAGUUGUCUCCCCGCGGGCACAUCCGGCGGCGCCCGUGGUAAUAGCGACAGGGAAUGUGCCGGUAUGAGUGCAUGUUCGGGUCCCGCCUUCUUUUCCUCUCCUCAGGGUGAUAAAAGGGGCAGCGCAACCAGCUGUGGCAGCGUCGUAAGGAUUAGUGUGUGUUGGGGGCCUAACAAGUGGUAUCAGAGCCAAGAGUUGCAGUCUAGAGAGGAAGAAGAUAGAGCAAGGAGCAAGAGAAGGGUGUGCCACUUCAGCGGAGGAGGUGGUGGUCCAGUCAGCAGAGGGGAGACUAUCAAGGAUGAAGAGCAAGGGCUGCUUCUACUGGCUUCACUACCAAAAUCCUUUAAGCCGUUUGUGCAGUCAAUGAUAGCAGGAAGGACUACACUGCGACUAGAUGAGGUGACGACUGCCUUGAAGGAGAGUCAAAGGAUGAUGGGAGGUGAAGAGUCUUCCGGGGACAGUCAUUUACUAGCUGCUGUGAGUGUUGAGAAAGGGAGGAAGAAGAAGAGUGACCAACUUGGGAGAAGAUCUCAGCUGAGAGACAUGAGCACUGUUAGGUGCUAUUACUGUGAAAAGUUGGGUCACACGAAGAACGGUUGUCCAAAACUCAAGGAGGACUUGCAGAUCCUAAAGGAGAAGAAGAGCAAAUCGAAGGAAGCUUCUUUCGCAAAUGUGAUCACUUAUGAAGAUGAUCUCUUCUGAAGAUAAGAGAAUAAAAAAGUUUAAGUCCAAACCUUGCAAGCUUAUUGCCACUCGUCGCCCGGGCUCACUGUUCGCCUUCCUACUCACUGUUCGCCUUCCUACUCACUCAGUACUGGUACGGUUUCCUCCGGUCCGUCCCGAACCCGCAAAAAUAUCCGGUUCGCCGCCGUCCCCGAGCGGGAGACUUCACCGACUUCUUCAGAGACCCCCAGACAGAUCUGGAAGCAAUCGGAAAAUGAGAUAUUGUCUUCCUUUGAUGACCGUCUUCGUACUUAUGCCAUCAAACAAUUGAUUAAGAUUUCAAAGUAUUGGGAAUUUUGCAGCAUCAAUGAAGUCCAGCAGUGAAAUGAUCAUCUUCACUUGCUCUCUGCAGAAUGGCUGAAGGAAGGAAGGGGACAACAGGUGGCCUAAUGGUCUGAUGAUCAUGAACACGAUUCAUAGCUUGUGGCGCGACAGCAGCAGAAGAGGAUUAGGCUGCACCACACAAGCAGAAGAGGAUGAGGCAUUAUAAUCAUUCGUAUUCGUAUUGUUAAU